Vigna radiata var. radiata (mung bean) is the source of this 1515-nucleotide messenger RNA. RefSeq names its product ATP-dependent (S)-NAD(P)H-hydrate dehydratase. Gene Ontology annotation, biological process: metabolite repair. Lineage: Eukaryota; Viridiplantae; Streptophyta; Magnoliopsida; Fabales; Fabaceae. The transcript has 10 exons. The record is from RefSeq and is a predicted model, not a curated record. Gene Ontology annotation, molecular function: ATP-dependent NAD(P)H-hydrate dehydratase activity. The coding region runs from base 88 to 1077 and encodes 329 amino acids.
AAUGAACUGAGCUGAGUCAUCAUAACAUAACCAUAGACAUCGAAAGCUCUCUGGAACAGUGGGAGUUGCAGGGAUUGUUGUUUGCUCAUGCUGAUGAAAGAUGGCAUGAAUUCCCGAUUAUUGUUGGACUGUGCAAAAAGUUGCAUAUUGGCUUCUUCUCCUGUUUUCAGAAGACAACAAUUCUUGAUAAGGUGUGUGGAAGGCUCCAUUGAUCAUCCACCUCAUUCUAGAGAUAUGCAAGCCCUAAGGUCUAUUGAGGUUGACUCCGAGAGUGUUAUUCGAGCAAUUACUCCUGCCCUUGAUCCUACCAGACAUAAAGGCCAGGCUGGAAAUAUAGCUGUUAUUGGAGGGUGCCGUGAAUACACAGGAGCUCCAUAUUUUGCUGCAAUUUCGGCCUUAAAAAUUGGUGCAGAUCUGUCCCAUGUUUUUUGCACAAAAAAUGCUGCUCCUGUCAUCAAAAGCUACAGUCCUGAGUUGAUUGUGCACCCUGUUUUGGAAGAAUCUUAUAGUGUCGGGGAGGAAAACAAGAGAUCCAUAACAAGCAAGGUUCUUGCUGAAGUUGAUAAGUGGAUGGAAAGAUUUAACUGCCUUGUUGUUGGUCCAGGCCUUGGAAGAGACCCAUUUCUUCUGGAUUGUGUGAGUGAACUCGUGAGACAUGCAAGACAGUCAAAUAUCCCAAUAGUUAUAGAUGGGGAUGGUCUUUUUCUUGUUACAAAUAAUCUUGACCUUGUUCGUGGCUAUCCCUUAGCUGUUCUGACACCAAAUGUCAAUGAAUAUAAGCGUCUUGUUCAGAAAGUACUGAGUUCUGAAGUAAAUGAUGUAGAUGCUCCUAAACAACUGCUAUCUCUUGCCAAAAAGAUUGGCGGUGUUACUAUCCUAAGGAAAGGAAAUUCUGAUCUUGUAAGUGAUGGUGACACAGUCAAAUCAGUGAGCAUCUAUGGUUCUCCUAGACGUUGCGGUGGCCAAGGUGAUAUCCUUUCUGGAAGGCAAGUCCUCUGUGCUUGUUUCAAAAUUCUCGAAUGCUAUAUAUGUUUGGGUGUUUCAAGUAGAAUAUUGAUUUCCUCUUUAAAUGAAUAAAUCAUAUCCUCAUCUUUUUGGCUGGAACACAACUAUACCUAAUACUUAAAAGUACUUCUGGAAGGAGAUUAUUUCGGUAAUGCUCUUAAGGCAUUCUUCAUUAGUUCCGAGAAUUGGAGUAAAGCGACUCGAUUAUUGAUUGGCAGGAAGUAUUUAUGUUGUUGGCUAAUCUUUUUUAUUGAUGGGAAGAAAAUGGAAUGACAUUACUAUCUUCAUUAUUUGAGUUUUUCCAAAUUAAGAUAAAAUAAAAUAAAACAUGGUAGAAUCCAUUCCAUCCGACACUUCUGUCCUCCCAAAUGUUUUUGGGGAUUAUGGAACCCACUCACACUUUAUUUAAUAUGAUUUUAAAUCUUUACUCCAUUCCUCGUUGGAUAUCGAGUGAUAUCUUUAAUCCAUUUCUUCACAUCCUACUCCAUUGCAGACGUUUUUUUAGCUCCA